UCCAGAACCCUCUCCGAGACUUAUGAGGUGAGUAGAAAGGAGGGUAAAACACUCGCCGCUACUGCCGGAAGUGAGACGUGUUUUGUACCCUGGGGAAUAUUAUGUUAUCAAUAAAAUCCUUCUUUUUUCUAUUUUAUUUUCCAGCCUCCUGAUGGUCGGCUGACCAAGGAUGUGCUUGUUGGAGAGGGCGGCACUGGAGACGUCUACAAGGUAAGUUACCAACCAAUUCCUAGAGAGUAGGGGAACUGAACAAGAUUGUGAUCACUAGACACAAUCACACAAUGAUUUAGGCAGACAUAUCAAGCUUCUGGUUUGGGGGCUGCAUUAGACCCUCUCUUUCCUACUUGUAUAUAAGUCAACCUUUCUGUCUGUAUUACAGGGACGACACCAUCGUAGAGGCGUGGUAGCGGUGAAGAUCGCCAACAUCAGCCGAGUACUGUAUCUUUAUAAUUCCAAUCACUAUAUAUCAAUCCUAUUUGUGUAGUUGCCUAUGUAAACUAAAGGGAUUUCUAUUAUUCCACUCCAGGAUGAAGAGUCAGUCUGCAGGGAGCUGAAGUUUCUCCAGCAGUUCGGAGGCCACAAGAACAUCGCCUCUUACUAUGGAGCCUACUACAGGGCUCCACUCACGGAGUGCUCAUCGGAGCUCUUGGAAGUAAGAAAUGAUUUACUGUAUCGUGUUCAUUCCUCUUGUGCCAAAACAAUCUCCACUGGAAGUGAUAGAAUACAUGACCUGAAAUAAUUUCUAUAUAUUGCAGAUUGUUCUUGAAUACUGUGGUGGAGGCUCUCUGUACAACCUCAUCAGUAAGACCAAUGGCCAAUCCCUGAAGGAGACCUGGAUUGGCUAUGUCUGCAAGGAGGUUUUAAAGGUAAGGCCAGAUUUACCCCUUAAGGACUCUUCUUUAAUUGCAUCAAUUAUAUAUACAAUCUCUUUGUUGGGAAUUUUUAGUCUUAUGUCUGUUAUAGUCUUAUAACCUACAUCUCAAUCUCCCCAGGGGCUGCACCACAUCCACAAGAACCGGGCCGUUCAUAAAGACAUCAAGAGCCCGAACAUCAUGCUCACAGAGACGGCCAAAGUGAAGAUCAUCGACUUUGGACACAGCUGGGACCUGGACCCGCAAACUGGGUUGUGCCACGAAGCGGAAGGGACUCCACAUUGGAUGGCACCCGAGGCCAUAAGGCAGAAGGGCCAGCGCCUGGCGUACGACACCAAAUGUGACAUCUGGUCGCUGGGGAUAACCGCCAUCGAAAUGGCUGAGGGAGAACCACCAUACACAGGGAAAUAUCCAGUUGAGGACCUGAUAAUUGAAGCCCAACCACCGAAGCUUCAAUCAAACACCUGGUCACAGCAUUUUGUGUCCUUCUUGGAGUCCUGUCUGAAAAAGGAUCCUUCGGAGAGAGGGAGUGCUCAAGAACUCCUGCAGCACCCAUUCGUCACCCAACUACCACCUAAGAAGAUCGUCAGGGCUGAGAUAGAAGAACAUCUCCGGACUCUGCAGAACUUGCCGGCCAAGAAAGGUGAGGGAAUCCAUUAUAUUUGA
Messenger RNA from Xenopus laevis (African clawed frog), 1538 nucleotides. Its product is annotated as mitogen-activated protein kinase kinase kinase kinase 4-like. NCBI's taxonomy places the organism in Eukaryota, Metazoa, Chordata, Amphibia, Anura, Pipidae. The transcript has 5 exons. The record is from RefSeq and is a predicted model, not a curated record. Bases 1053 to 1538 code for a protein of 161 amino acids.